UGGUAUGGUAACUUCUUAUCAGUUUGACUAGUUUGACAAAUGUAAGGUGGUAAAUGUAGAUAAAUUACAGCUGAAAAAGAUAGCACAAUGAUUAAAUUUGAUUAUUUGUGUGGUUUUCUUGCCUGGAUAUUGAUUUUCAACAGUGAGACAGUCACAUGUCACCAGAGGAUAAAGAGGCUUCUAUUGGAUGAUAUCAAUCACUGUCCUAUAGGACACUUCUGCCCAAAUGGUUCUUCUUAUCCAUUUCCUUGCCCAGUUGGGACGUUUAACAACUUAAUACGACAGACGUCAUGCCAAGUGUGCCUACCCGGUGUCUAUUGUCCUUCGGAAGCUCUCUAUGUUGGAUUGAUGUGUCCAGUUGGUCAUUUCUGCCCUGUCGGAUCAUCUGCUCCAAUCCAGUGUGCGGAGGGAUCAUUUAACCGUUUAACCGGGCAGUCAUCAUGUAUCGUAUGUCCUGUUGGGCAUAUGUGUCCUACUGGGGUAUCUUCACCUAUUAUCUGCCCAGCUGGGUCCUACAAUAAUCUAACUGGACAGUCAGCUUGUUUUGAUUGUCCAGCCGGCUAUUACUGCACUCUAUCAUCAAACAAAACUGAGAUAAACGUAUGUCCAUCAACAAUGUAUUGUCCACCUGGAUCAGCUCAGCCAACAAUUUGUCCUGCAGGAACGUUUAACAGCCUUAUUGGACAAGGGUCUUGUAACAUAUGCCCUGUUGGUUUCUUUUGUCCAUCUGGAUCAUCACAAGCUACUCUUUGCCCAGCCGGAACAUUUUUUGAUCAAACAAACGGGAAAGCUAUCACCGAUUGUAUUCAGUGUCCGAAAGGACAUUACUGUCCAAUGGGCUCAGUCCAGUCAAUUGCCUGCCCAGUAGGAACAAUACUUUCUUUGACUGGUGCAGCUAGUGUUUCUGAAUGCAAAGUUUGUCCAUGUGGUUUCUAUUGUGAUUCGACUGGUCUUGAACAGCCAACGGGAAACUGUGACUCUGGUUAUUACUGCAGUGGAGGUUCGAGCAGUCCCCGACCUACAGACGGAGUCACUGGCAAUAGAUGUUCAAAAGAUUAUGCUUGCCCCGAAGGUUCCUGCAUGCAGAUGUAAAUCUUAAAAUGUCGAUAACUAUCGUGCUUAUUCGAAAAAGAGAACAAAUAUUUUAAAACAGUUUGAAUGAAAGUUUAACAUGUAUAUAUGCUGUAUACUUUCCAGUUUGAAAUAUAUUUUCCAGAUUAAGCACAAUAAAAAACAUAGUCUUGAAGAACUAUAGUU
Molecule: messenger RNA, 1257 nt
Organism: Ruditapes philippinarum (Manila clam)
Lineage: Eukaryota; Metazoa; Mollusca; Bivalvia; Venerida; Veneridae
Product: signal peptide, CUB and EGF-like domain-containing protein 2
Exons: 4
Coding region: 88-1092 (334 amino acids)
Source: RefSeq, a predicted model, not a curated record